This is a messenger RNA of Cheilinus undulatus (humphead wrasse), 2105 nucleotides long. Its product is annotated as nuclear factor 7, brain-like. The record is from RefSeq and is a predicted model, not a curated record. Gene Ontology annotation, molecular function: protein binding; zinc ion binding. Lineage: Eukaryota; Metazoa; Chordata; Actinopteri; Labriformes; Labridae. The coding region runs from base 219 to 1610 and encodes 463 amino acids. The transcript has a single exon.
GAAACCAGCAACACUUCCACUGAGAGAGGACAGCAGGAGGGAGUACUGGGAGGACUAGUUCUACUGGGAUACUGGAAAUACUUCCACUUUAACCAGGUACUGAAUCCACCAACUGAAGCAGACUUUAAAAGAACUCAGAACCAAAGAGAAAGGAACUUUUAGGGACGGGGAGUGGCUUCCUGUUUGUCUGCAGCAUCUCCAGCUUCACUCCAGACAAAAUGGCGUCCAAGUUAGAGGAGGAUCUGAGCUGUCCGGUCUGCCUGGACAUCUUUAAACAUCCCAUCAUCCUGUCCUGCAGCCACAGCUUCUGUAGAGAGUGUGUGGCGAAGCGCUGGAAUACGAAGGAGGACAAGGAGUGUCCCACCUGUAAGAGGAGACACUCAAAGGGAUUAUUACCUCCUAACUCUGCUCUAAAGAAUCUGUGUAAGACUUUUCUGCAGGAGAGAGAACGGAGAGCUUCAGAGGAUCUCUGCAGUCUGCAUCAGGAAAAGCUCAAACUCUUCUGUCUGGACCAUCAGGAGCCGGUGUGUCUCGUCUGCAGAGAUUCAAAAAAACAUGCCAAACACCGAUUCAAACCCAUCGAUGAAGCUGCAGAAGAACACAAGAAGAACCUUGAGGAAACUCUGCAGCCCUUAAAGAAGAAGUUAGAGACUUUUAAAUACUUUAAAGUGAAGUUUGUUCAAACAGAAGCUCACAUGGAGGUCCAGGCCCAACACACAGAGAGGCAGAUUAAGGAGCAGUUCAAGACGCUUCAUCAGUUUCUAGCAGAGGAAGAGGAGGCUAGGCUGCGUGCACUGAGGGGGGAAGAGGAGCAGAAGAGAAAGAGGAUGAAGGAGCAGACGGAGGCUCUGAGAGCACAGAUAGCAGAUCUUUCACAGACAGUCAGAGCCACAGAGGACCAGCUGACGGCCCAAGACGUCUCCUUCCUGAAAAACUACAAGGCUGCAGUGGAGAGAGUCCAGCAGCGCCCCCUGCUGGAGGAGCCACAGCUGCCCUCAGGAGCUCUGAUAGACCAGGCCAAACACUUGGGCAACCUGGGCUUCAAGAUCUGGACCAAGAUGAAGGAUGUGGUCUCCUACACACCCGUCAUUCUAGACCCCAACACUGCUGGAUUAAACCUCAUCCUUUCUGAUGAUCUGACUGCUGUGAGAGGAGGAGAGAGACAGCAGCUUCCCGAUAAUCCAGAGAGGUUUGAUGAUUACUACUCUGUCCUGGGCUCUGAGGGCUUUAACUCAGGGACUCACAGCUGGGACAUCGAGGUCAGAGACAGUAGAUACUGGUACCUGGGAGUGUUUGCAGAGUCUGCUGAGAGGAAGGGAAACAUAUGGUCUAGAGUUUGGGCAGUACGGUUCCAUGAUGGUGAGUACAGAACACGCUCACCAUCACAUACAUGGACUGUUCUCUCAGUGGAGACAGAUCAAAAGAGGAUCCGAGUGAAUCUGGACUGUAACAGAGGAAAGCUGUCAUUCUCUGAUCCUGAUACUAACACACUCAUACACUCCUUCACACACACUUUCACUGACAGGAUGCUUCCAUUCUUUUUCAGUGGGUCUUACUCCUCACUGCAGAUUCUCCCAGAGAAGAUCUCUGUGAGCGUGGAACCAAACUAAACAAACAUGAUGUUAUGAUGGCAUUUGAUCCAGUCACUUCUGAUAUUUGACUACAGAAACUUUCCUUUCAUGGUUUACAGUCAACAAAUCUAUGAUGGAUCUAAAGUUAGGCCUCACCUGAUUACAGAUCCUCAAACACCACACCAGCACCACCAUGAACAGGACCGCCUACACACAUUUAUAGAUUUUUUAGUCUGAUUGACAUGAUAGAAAUUCUACUGACUUUACCAUCAUUUUAAAGUAAAACCCAAAAUGUUGAUAAGGAUACCAAUAACAAUACAUUAUUUCCUGUUAUCAUUACUAUGGAGAAUCUGUAAACUGCUUUGGCGAUGUUAUGUCAUGUGACUGACCUGUUGCAAAUCAACCUAAUCAAUAAACCCUUUGAUUAGUUUCAAAAUGCUCCUCCAGCUGUUUCUCAUCAGCACCACUUACUUUAACAGCCUUUUGUUUCCCUGUCCCUGCUUUUUUGAGAUUUGUCGCUGCCAUCAAAUUCAA